UGGAGCCAGUCAGUGGUCUGCUGCACUUGAGACUGCCAGAAGAGCUAGUAAACUGGAUGAAGAGGCCAUUGAGGUGGUUGUUUGCCGACACAGAGUGCUAUUGAAGGCCCUCAACAUGUAAAGCGGGGAACUAUUUGCUUAUCUGCUGUUCCUGCAAAAGGCGCUUCAGGCAGCCACAAAUGGACAGUUCUUUUGCAAGGACAUUGCUUGCAAGUAUUGGCCCUACCUUGAAAAGUUGUCGGUCUCCAUGUCAGAACUCAGACCUUUACUGCAGAUUAGGCCAUUCCUUUCUGUCAUGCAUGCCAAGGCGUAUUCAAGCAAGUGUGAGAUAAUCUGGAGUGGCAAAAAUCAAGAGGGUGCUGGCACAACUGCAGGGGAGGAGGUUGAAAUGGUAAACAGCUACCUUUCUCAUUGUGCUCUCACAACCAAGUACAUGAAAACAUCUGAAUCGAGCAAUAUCCUUACAAAGAAGAAGAUUUUUGACGUUUACAUGUCAAAAGUGCAGCUUCAAGAGGAAAAGAUGAUUUUGAUGAGGGAGAUGACACUGCAACAGCCUCAGAAAGCUGGCCUGGAGCCUAAGCAAAAUUAUGUUAGAAAUGUCUUCUGAAUUUUGUGACUUCCAUGACAGCGAGUACAUGGAAAUGCUGCUGCACAUUUCAGUGCGAUGGUUAAGCCUGGAGAGGUGUAUUACACGACUUCUGCGGCAGUAUGGGCCACUUACCAGCUAUUUUAAGUCUUUAAAUGAGAAACAACCAAGGUUUAGAAGGCUGGUGGAUGCUUUUUCCAAGCCCCUGACUGAAGUCUACCUCCUCUUCUUUCAAGCCACUCUGCCAAUGUUCUCCACACUGAACCUCCUCCUCCAGAGAGAAAGGUCUUCCAUCUUUCAGCUCCAUGGAGAGAUGACAAAGUUCAUCAUGAAACUGUGUGCAAGGUUCAUGAAGCCAUUAGCACUACAGGGCCGACAAGUCCAUGACAUCCUCUACAAGGACCCACUAAACCAACUGCCAGGAGAAAAACUAAAUGUUGGCUUCACCACCAGAGCUACCCUCAACAGGCUCCUUGAGGCCGGAGACAUCACACCUCAGGAGGUGCAGCUAUUCCAGCAGGCAGCACUGGCAUUUCUGGUCAGGGCUGUGGAGUACGGAAUCAACAAACUCCCCCUGAAGGAGGCCCUUCUGAAGCAUGCUAAAUUCGUUGACGUGCAGCAGAGGACUGAGUGUGGGGUGGAAGAUGCCCUAUACUUCGUAGACAGAUUUCAGGAACUACUUCCUUUCCAUCAGCCAGAGGAACAGGACAAGGUGAGUGAGGAGUUCCUGGAGUAUCAGCUCAUGGAUAUCCCCAUGCCCCAAGAUCCCACCACCUUUAAUGUUGAGGAGUUUUGGGGGAGUAUGUCCUCAAUCAAGAGCAAGGUGACCAGUUUGAGCCAGUUUGGGAGGCUUUCUAAAAUAGCUGCAUUAGUGUUAGUGCUCCCUCAUUCAAAUGCAGAUGCUGAGAGGGUUUUCUCCAUGGUUGGACUUAACAAAACCAAAACCAGGAACAGCUUGGCACUAGAUGGAACUCUGUCAUCCAUCAUGACAGUGAAAAUGGCUGGCCUGGAACCACAGUGUUUCAAAAGCCCCCAACCCCUGUGCGAAGCGGGCCUCAAAACCUGCUACCAACACCUACAAUAA
Messenger RNA from Perca fluviatilis (European perch), 1670 nucleotides. RefSeq lists its product as uncharacterized. Gene Ontology annotation, molecular function: protein dimerization activity. The coding region runs from base 588 to 1670 and encodes 360 amino acids. The record is from RefSeq and is a predicted model, not a curated record. The transcript has 9 exons. Lineage: Eukaryota; Metazoa; Chordata; Actinopteri; Perciformes; Percidae.